AUGUCAAGUCGUCAACAGAUUGAUUCCGUCAUCGACGAUGACGACGAGUUCUGCCCUCUUUGUAUCGAAGAGUUCGACUUGUCCGAUAAGAACUUUAAACCUUGUCCUUGUGGGUAUCAGAUCUGUCAAUUCUGCUACAACAACAUCAAGACCCACAGUGAGGAAGGUCGCUGCCCCAACUGCCGACGUGUCUACGAUGAAAGCACCAUCCAAUAUAAGGUUCCUGAUGCGGACGAGUUCAAGGCAGACCUGGCCCUCAAACAUCGCAAAGCCGCCGCUGCGAAGAAGAAAGAGGCCGAAAAGCGUGAGAUCGAAGCGUCGAGUCGGAAGAACUUGGCCGGUGUCAGAGUCGUGCAGAAAAAUCUCGUCUACGUGAUUGGGCUCAACCCCACAAUACGGGAUGAGAGUCAGCUGCUGCAGACACUGCGCGGCAGAGAUUAUUUCGGUCAGUACGGUGAUAUCGAGAAGAUCGUCGUUAGCAAGGCGAAGCCCGGCGGCAACCCGAACCAGGGCAUUGGCGUUUACGUGACCUACGCGAGGAAGCAGGACGCCGCAACCUGCAUAGCGGCGGUUGAUGGGUCGGCGAACGGUGAUCGGGUGUUGCGGGCGCAAUACGGCACCACGAAAUAUUGCUCGUCCUUCCUCCGAAACGAACAAUGCCAUAACCGAAAUUGCACCUUCCUGCAUGAGACUGGGGAGGAUAGCGACAGCUACAGCCGCCAGGAUCUCUCGUCGAUGAAUACCCUGUCCAGUCAACGGCCCAACGGAGCGCCGACUGCUCCCGCAUACGCUAUCGCUCCGCACGUUACUCGAACCUCUGCUCAGCCUCUGUCGCAACCCAUGCGCCGCCAACCUAGUCGAGACGAUGCCGCCGGCAGUCGGGUUCCCGAUGGCCCCGCCCUUCCCUCCUCGGCUAGCUGGGCGAACAAGGAUGCGGUCUUGAGUCGUGCUCGACGAGCUAGUCUAACCGGCAGUCAAGCGUCACAGAGCCCUCGGCCAGCCAUGGCUACGGUGACGCCUGUCUUGGGAGAAUCGAAGCCCGUGGAAAAGUCGCCGCCUGCUACGCAGCCCGAGCCUGUUCAACAGUCAUCACCCCAGUCGGACCGAAGAUCUUCAACUCCACGUUCCCCUGAGGCCAUCCAGACCCCGCCGCAACCCGAGACCCCUCUGCUGGAUAACCUUGUCAAGGCCGUGAACUCGCCCGACUUCAAGUUUAUCUUCUCGGCGGCUGGACUGCCGGCGGACGAGAUUGCUUUGAUUGAAAACCAUCCUUCCUUCAUCGAUCCGUAUGGUGGUGUCAAACGUCGGGCCAUGCGCGAGAAGGCCGAGCAGGAGCGUCUCAGGCGGGAACAGGAACUCCUCCAGUCAGCGGCUGCUGAAGAAGAGAGCCGGGAAAGUGGAAGCUUGCAGCUCGGAGGGGAGCCCGAUGAUGUGGCUCCGCCUCGAGGUCGCAGCGGCCGCGAGUCUCAUGGUGCCAUUCAACCCCCUUCUCAGCAAGGUACUACCGAAAAUUCUGCCGUGGGCUCUCCAGUCUCCGCUUCAAGCCAUCAGUUUCAGCAGCUCAAUCAACAACUCAACCUCGCCGGUCGCAGUCUGACUCCUCUCCAACAGCAGCAGUUGAUGAUCCUCAAGUCUGUCAAUGAUCGGGCUGCCCUUGACCAGUUACAGGGUGGAAUCAGCUCCGUGGCCAUUGAUCAAGCUGCGCAGGUCCGCCAAGGUCUGCUCCAGAGUCAGGUGGCGCAGUUGAAUUCGCUUCAAGCUCAAAACCGUCAGAACUCUCGAUUCUCUUUCGCCGGCGAAGCCAACUCUAAAAACCUGCCUACUGCCCGCAUGCUAAGCCAACAGGCGUCGUUGAUGCAGUCUGCUGGUACUCCUAAUCCACUCGCGGCGCCUAGCCCACAGCACGGACUUAGCGGCGGCUACUUCCCCAGUGGUGUGCAGGGACCACCUCCUGGCUUGAAGACGGCUGGUACGCCUCCGAUCAGCGGCGGUGGCAUGUUCGCCCAAGGACACGGUUUCACCACGAACACUAGUCUCGGACUUGGAGCCAGCAUCGGCAAGCAAGAAGCGAAUCCCGACUUGAUGCGUGAGUUGCUGCGUGGCCGCAAUGGUGCCGGUGCCGGUGGUUUGCAGGGUCAAGAGGCCGCUAAGCGUGAGUUCAUCCUUCCUUUCCUUCAGCAGCACCACACCCCCCCUCCCCUGACUCCUGCCAAUAAUGGCCUUCUGAGCUCUUUCUAUGGCUCUCAGGCGGGGAGCUUCCCCGAAUCUGGGCCACAGAAGCAGAAGAAGAAGGGGAAGAAGCACAGACACGCUAACACUUCCUCCGGUGGAGGUGGUGUAGUAGAUCUUGCGGACCCGAGCAUCCUACAGGCGAGGAUGCAUCAAAAUGCUGCUGCUACUGCUGGGCAAGCACUGUACGGGAGUCAGGGCCAAGUUGACGAAGAGUUCCCUCCGCUCGGAGCGCAGCCGAAGGACAAGCGUCCCGUUGACAGCUUUGGCUAUCUCAUUCGUUCUCAAUUUGCCAGCGAUUCGCAAAGCUCUGCUCGCGUUGGAACGCCGACGCUGCCCCCAGGCCUCCCUCUUCCACACGCCCAUCCAACCGCUUUGUUUCAGAGUCCUUUGAAUCCGUCUAGCCCGACCACCUCGGUUUCCGUUCCGCCGGGACUGAAUCCCCCUUUCUCUCGUCUGGGGACCCCGUCUCAAGUAUUUCAAACAGACAUGUCCCGGCAACCGUCGCCUGAGGUCAAGGAUACCUCUGAAGAUGUGCCAGCGUCUAGUCGUGUCAAGAACGUAUCUGAAAUCUCAUUGGGCUCGCCUGUACCCAAGUCGACUAGCAAGGCUCGCUUGCAAGCCAAGAGUGACCUAUCUGUUGCAACGGACAAGCAAACUGCAGGCGCAUCCAAAGCUACUUCUGCAAAUGAGAAACCGGUUUCCACCCCGGUAAGGUCGAAGCCUAUCAAAUUGGAUCUCUCUUUGGGCACACCCCAGAACAUCCCAAAGGCAGAUACGUCGGCUCCUAGCACACACGGACCGGUUUCAAUUUCUGCUCUUGGCUCUCGUCCCAAUACCCCCUUGACUGGGGUCUCACGAGCCUCUGAUUCAUCGGCUCCACGACAGCCAAGAGUCCUUCGCGUGGUUGAUACGCCCAAGACGGAGACCCCGCCUCCCCCUUCUGCCCCCCAGUCGGUUUCGUCCCUUCCGGCUGCGAAUAAAGCCCGCUCUAGGCGUCCCAGCAUCUCCUCCAUGAGCAGGCCAGAUACUCCCGGUGACAUGGGGUCCGAGGCCGAUUUCUACACGUCAGCAUCUGUGUCCCGUGCUAAUUCCCCUCCCGCGUCGACCCGAAUUGGCUCUGCCCCAGUGCGGGCUGUUACCAAGAGUCAAGCCAAGAAGGAGCGGCGCCAGAAGGCCAAGGAAGCGGAAGCCAAGAAAACGGAAUCUUCCACGAUAGCUGAAGAACCAGUGCAGGCUCCCAUUCUUGGUCGCAAGCGAAAGACUAAGAAGACUCCUGUGAGCAAUAGUGACACGACAGCUGCGAAGCCAGGAACUCCUGCAGAAGUCGAGAAGCCUGUCACUCCUGUCAGUGUUGAGAGCAUUGAAAAGGAAGAGCGACGAGUCGAAGCGAAGAAGAAGACCAAUUCCAAGGAGAAGGCACCCCAGGCCGCUAUUCCCCCUCCUGUUGAGGUGAAGCAACCCCCCGAGCCUGAAGCUCCAGCUGAAGCUUGGCGUUCCAAGAACACUGUCGAACAGUUGAUCAAGGAUGCAGAGUCCAGUGGCGUUUCGAUCAAAGACCUCUUCGCCGAGCGUACAUCGCCUUUGCAGGUCUUGCUUGCGCAACUGCACCAAUCCGGCCACUUGGAUCUCAACAAUCACCCCUUGUUUAACCCUACCAAUCUCAGUCAACGCUUCGACAUGAAGUGCACCGCGGACGAUUAUGAGAUCCUGAAGCAACCCAUUGAGCUUGCCGAUGAACACCGCAAGGCCCUGCUCCGCGGAGAGCCCAUUCGGAUCCACUCGGACCCCGGCUUGCUGAAGGACCGCUGUCUAAUCACCCCUCGCGGCUGCGUCCUUCGCCACUUGUCGCAGGAAGAGGAAGAUCGGUACCUAGCGCUGGAGAAGAGCAUUGCUUGGGCGGUCGAGUCGUUCCAAGAUUACUCGUCUGCUCCCAUUACGGAACCGGAUGUGACCAAUCGCGGGGGUGGUCUCGAUGCUCUGUUCGCCACACCAGAGAACUUCAAUAUCUGCUGGGCCGAUGAGAACUCGGUUAGUCUAUCCUCCGUGUCGGCCUCGGCCUCGCUAUCGGGCGGGCCUGAGGUCGCCAGCUCCUCGAGCGUACCUGCUCCACCGAAUGCUCUCUCGGCCAUGGAGGCAGACAGCACCCGCAGCCACAACUGGGCGAUCGCCAAUACCGCCGAGCUGGUCAACGCAACCGCCACCUCGGUGCGCUCCUUUGCUGCAGCCACAGCCAAGCACAUGUUGGGUGCCGCGGGCGUCGUCAUGGGCAGUAUUCCGGAUUUGGACGACGUCGUGGGCAUGACUCCGGAGGAGUUGCGCUCUUUCGCGGUCAAGUCGCAGAAAGAUUUGGAGGUGUCGCGCAAGGAGCUGGACACGAUCGACAAAAAACUCAAUGCCCUGGUUAAAAGGAAUCGGAAGCUUGCGCAACAGGCCCUGGCCACAACCGUUGAGGGUUGA
Messenger RNA from Aspergillus saccharolyticus JOP 1030-1, 4689 nucleotides. RefSeq names its product CCR4-NOT core ubiquitin-protein ligase subunit MOT2. The transcript is spliced from 6 exons. Gene Ontology annotation, biological process: protein ubiquitination. Gene Ontology annotation, cellular component: CCR4-NOT complex. The coding region runs from base 1 to 4689 and encodes 1562 amino acids. Lineage: Eukaryota; Fungi; Ascomycota; Eurotiomycetes; Eurotiales; Aspergillaceae. The record is from RefSeq and is a predicted model, not a curated record. Gene Ontology annotation, molecular function: ubiquitin-protein transferase activity; nucleic acid binding.